This is a messenger RNA of Paramisgurnus dabryanus, 7388 nucleotides long. RefSeq names its product solute carrier family 7 member 4 (gene slc7a4). NCBI's taxonomy places the organism in Eukaryota, Metazoa, Chordata, Actinopteri, Cypriniformes, Cobitidae. Gene Ontology annotation, molecular function: amino acid transmembrane transporter activity. Gene Ontology annotation, cellular component: plasma membrane. Gene Ontology annotation, biological process: transmembrane transport; amino acid transport. The record is from RefSeq and is a predicted model, not a curated record.
GUUCUCCUCCACCCUCCGGUCUGUUCAAUGACGCUUUAACAACAUCGCUUUUAUCACACGGCCGGAGACACGCAAAUGAAUUACUAAAUGCAUGACAGUGCCUGUUCAGCUCUGAACAUUAUGGACAAAGUGUGAUCUUUGCGUAUUUCAUCUCAUACCAACCCCUUGUUCUCCAUCAAAAUGGCGUCAUGUGUUUCCAGCUGCUCACCGGUGGUGAGGUUCUGUCACAAACUGAACAGGCUAAAGACACUGGAAGACGAUGUAAUGGCGACAUCACUGAAGCGUUGUCUCUCCACAGUGGACCUUGCACUUCUUGGUGUAGGUGGAAUGGUAGGAUCAGGCCUUUAUGUUCUCACAGGAACUGUUGCAAAAGACACCGCUGGUCCCGCUGUAGUGGUGUCUUUCCUCAUCGCAGGCAUAGCGUCUCUCAUGGCUGCGCUGUGCUAUGCUGAAUUUGGUGCCCGUGUACCAAAGACAGGCUCCGCCUACAUGUUUACGUACGUCUCUGUUGGGGAAAUCUGGGCCUUCCUCAUUGGCUGGAAUGUAAUUUUGGAGUACAUGAUUGGUGGAGCUGCAGUAGCCCGUGCGUGGAGCGGCUACCUAGACUCUAUUUUCAAUCACCGUAUCCAAAAUUUCACAGAGACUUAUGUGAUGCGCUGGGACGUACCUGUCGUUGCUCAUUACCCAGACUUCUUAGCAGCUGCCAUCCUUCUUGUGGCUUCCAUUUUUAUUUCAUUUGGUGUUCGCGUCUCAUCUUGGCUCAAUCACAUCUUCUCUGCCAUCAGUAUGGCAGUCAUUGCCUUUAUAUUGGUGUUUGGAUUCAUACUGGCGGAUCCAGUCAACUGGAGCGCUAAGGAGGGAGGCUUUGCCCCCUUUGGACUCUCAGGUAUAAUGGCGGGAACGGCGACGUGUUUCUAUGCCUUUGUUGGAUUUGAUGUAAUAGCAGCAUCCAGCGAGGAGGCCAGCAAUCCUCAGAGAGCUAUACCGGCAGCAACGGCCAUCUCACUCGGCCUGGCAGCCACAGCGUACAUCCUGGUAUCUACAGUUCUUACGCUGAUGGUCCCAUGGCAUACACUCGACCCAAACUCGGCACUUUCAGAUGCGUUCUUUAGGCGAGGUUAUAGCUGGGCUGGGUUUAUUGUGGCUGUGGGCUCCAUCUGUGCCAUGAACACCGUGUUGCUCAGCAACCUCUUCUCUCUCCCGCGGAUCGUGUAUGCCAUGGCGGAGGACGGCCUCUUCUUCUCUGUCUUCUCUCGUGUUAACCCUGUAACCAAAGUUCCUGUCAUUGCAAUUCUUGUAUUUGGCAGUCUGAUGGCGUUCCUUGCCCUCAUCUUUGAUCUUGAAGCACUGGUCCAGUUCCUCUCGAUCGGCACUUUACUGGCUUACACUUUUGUAGCAGCUAGCAUCAUAGUGCUCCGCUACCAGCCGGAUAAGCGUAGCGGAAGCUCAGGAGGAGGAGGUGGCAUCAAAACAGAUGCUUCAUCCACAACAUCAGAGCAGCAGGUGGAUCCAUCUCCUGUAGCGAAUGAGACCCAGACCUUUGCACAGGACGGUGGGGGGAUGAAGGAGUAUGAGUCUUUCUCUGAUAAGCUUCAGCUGGUAGAGAGACAGAACAAUGUGAAGGAAAAACGAUCCGCUGGCAUGUUGAGCGCCCGUUGGGAGCCGUAUCUGGGCCGCUUGCUGGGGGAUUGUGAGCCGGGAGAGGUGGUGGCGUUUUCGGUGUUGGCACUGAUGGUGAGCGGUGUCUCUCUUUGUGCCGUGUUGGUGUUUGGAAAUAACCAGUUGCACCUGCCUGUAUGGAGCUUCACCCUGUUGCUGGUCAUCUUUAGUCUGGUCUUCCUGCUCAGUCUGGCUCUCAUCUGUGUCCAUGAACAACAACCCAAUCUAAAGACUUUUCAGGUUCCUCUGGUGCCGAUCAUUCCUGGCUUCAGCAUCCUUCUGAAUGUGUUCCUCAUGUUGAAGUUAAGUCCACUUACCUGGAUCCGCUUCACCGUUUGGGUUGCAGCAGGUCUUCUGGUGUAUUUUGGAUAUGGCAUUUGGCACAGUAAAGAGGGUUUACGAGAGCAGCAGGGACAGGACGUAUCAGCGCGAUAUGUUGUUCUCCCCAGCGGCAGUCUGGUGGAGACGGUCCAAAACAUUCAACCUGAAGGACAAACACACAACACCCUUACACCAGAAACCCCCUCCUCCAGCAGAUGAUCUAACAACACUGAGGUGUGUUUACACUACACCUGCAUGCCUGUUUACUGUACCACUCCUGCUUUGCUUUGUCUUUUGUUUGUCUUUCAUUUACUGCUAUCAUCAACAUCUAAAUAAACCAAACUGUUUAUCAACAACAUGGCUUAAAGACACCAAGUCAUUGUUUUGGGUGAACUCAACUUCCUUUUUCAACAAUUUUAUCAUAUUUGAGAGCCACUUUACUAUGUUCCUUUCUUCAUUCUUACGUAAUAUACAUUGCACAUCUACUGUGUUUAGCUGCUACAAUGGCUUGUAUGUAAAUUAUAUAUGAGAGUAUGUGAAGUGCACCAUGAUUCAGUGGCCCAAACAGAUUCAGUAUCUCCAAUGUGUUUUAUGGUGUUUACAUGGAGCCAGAUGGAGCUCAAUGAUCUACAUUGCUGCUCAGUAAAAGCUGAAAUCUUUAUGACAGACUGCCAUUUAUCUUUUAAAGGUGCAGUGUGUAAUUUUUAGAAGGAUCUCUUGACAGAAAUGCAAUAUAAUAUACAAAACUAUAUUAUCAGUGGUGUAUAAAGACCUUUCAUAAUGAACCGUUAUGUUUUUAUUAACUUACGAUGAGACAUUUUCAUCUACAUACACAGAGGGUCCCCUUACAUGGAAGUCGCCAUUUUGUGUCGCCAUGUUUCUACAGAAGCCCUUAACGGACAAACUUUUUUACAAAGUUUUCUCCAACGAUAACAUGUUUGUCUGGUGGCGGCUACUGUAGCUUCUUUAUGCGUUUAAAAUGCGAGGGGUGACCAGUGAACUGAGCCUUUGGUUACCACUAGAUGCCACUAAAUUUACACACUGCACCUUUAAACAACAAUGUUUGGUCUUAUUUUUUUUUUUUAAAGUAAUUCCACAAAAAUAUGAUCAGUGGGGUCGUACACUACCAGACAAAAUUUAAUUAAUUAAUUUAUGCUCCUCAUGCAAUUUUUUAUGUAAAGACAUUUGCUUUAAUAUUUAAAAUGAGUUUCGUAGACAGAUAACUUAUGUCUAUCUAGCAAUUGUUUGAAGCUUUCCUAUGUUGUUUAAAUACCUAAAAUAGAGUUGAGUGGUAUUACGGUUUUAUAUUAAGUGUAUACCCCAGAGCCAGUAUGUAAAUAAGUGGGCGUGGCUAAUAGAAAUAAUGAACUAAUAGUUAUUUUCACAUUUUUGACUGGUAGUGUAGAUCAGUCUAUAAUGAAAGACACAAUCUACCCUUUAAAUGAUCUUUUCUACAGUGUUGAAAGAUACCAGCCUUCCUCUUAUGAGAAAUGAUGACAAUCACAGGUUGGACAUUAAAACUUGUCUGAGCAAAUGCUGUUAAGGAAUCAUGUGGAUCCACUUAAAUCUAUACCCCUUCCCCCAUUGUAUCCCACAUAGACAUGUAUCUGUCUAGCAGCGUCCAUUGAUCACAUGAUUAUACUGCAACGUUACCACUUUCACAUUUACCACACACAUACACAGUUGUAAUUUGGUAGCAUCUGGCUCUCACACACUUAAUGUUAUAAAUAUUUAUUUAUAUACGGUAUACCUGUAUGUUUAUUUAUUUUUUACACUAGCUUUUACAUUUUUGUUUAAAGGAAACUGUAAACCAUUCUUGUAAUGACUGUCCAAUUAUUUCUGCUUAUAAUGUGCUUGUAAGCAUAAUAUGACCUGCUCCUGAGUAAAUGUGUUUCGCUGUCAUCCACUGACAUACCUGGCCUUGCCUUUACAAACACAAAUUUAAUGAAGCCCUUACUUAAGCAUUCUUCUCCCUAAUCCUUAUUUCAACAUAUCAUGUGACAGUCAUUCCCGAACAAUAAACUGUCCUUAUUUUCCCACACACGUCACUUACAGUACAGGGACACUUCAGCAUAACUGGGUCUCAACAAGAUAAAGCCUCUCUGUCUCUAUGAAUGCGAAACUGUGUGAUGUGAAACAGCCAAUCAGAAUACAUUUAAUGUACAGCUUACAGUAUAUGUUUUAAUGUAUAGUUAAUGGAGCAAGAUUUUGCACCAGUAAGGUUUCAUGAUGGGCAGAAGUAGGACACAUUGGGUUUAGGACAUAGUGUAAACUCCAUAGUGAAGACAGAAUAACUUGCCAGCUGUUUUAAUGCAGGUUAAACAGUCUAACAUAUUAGAUCUUACAAACACACAUCUAGACGUUCAGUUAGAGUUAACCUUAGCCUGUUGACAACCCUUAGAUUAACCAAACCACAGAGAUGUAUAUUAACAUACAAACACAGAAGUUUUUUUUUUUAUCACAAGCACAAUAUUGUUUAUUUAGUAUGAUGUGGUGCUCAUACAUGUGGCACUACAUUGCAAGCUGGCAGGAGAGUAAAUAUUUGAAAAUAUGUCAGACAAAAAAGCAACUGUAGGAUAUUCACAAGCCUCUGUAAUCUCCCUCACUCGCCUCAAUCGUCCCUCCCUCACAGAUUGACCCAGAUUAUUUAUCCCGAGAGAAUUACAGUAUCUCCGUCUUUAUUCACUGUAAUAGCUUCUGUAUACACACAUUCAGAAACAUGUUGAGUCAUUCUGCUUCCUGUUACUUCUGCACAAACACACUGCCUUACUGAACCUGCUUUGAUAUCAAGAAUGUAACUAUUAUUAAAACACUUUAUUAUAUAUUGCUUUCUCAUCUCUUUAGAUGUAUUAGUGGUGCUGUAUUGGUUUGGAUGGACAUAUUGUUUUGAUCAGAUCCAUCCAGACUUGAGUAUUACCAGGGAAGCCAAGAUUGUGUUUGUGGUUUCAGGAUGUACCAAAUAUUUAUUAUGUUUUACAGUUAAAUAUAGUGUGUUUUGGUUGUUUUAUGUUAUUAUUAUUUUUUUGUUUCACUUUAUAUUAAAUAUUGGAUGGAGUCUAAGGGGUUUCUAAUUCUGGUUGUCCUACUAACAAAAGGCGUGGUCACACUAGACUUUGAGUAUGCAAAUAUUUGUCGGACAUUGCUGCGUAUAUGGGUGGGAAGCAGUUAGUCAAUAUAGAUCUUUGGUUUCAUCCAUUUGUGCUUUUCAGUAGAAAGAAAGGUCACUCCAUGAUAUUCCAUAUAAUGGUUUUCUGCUGGUCACAUAUCUCCAUGUGAUACGAAUUUGCAGGUCAGAGUUCACCAGACUUGAACUUUGGUACGCAGUGAACUGCGAAAUAUUGUUGCACUAGCUUUUCAAGUCUGAUGCAUUUGUAUGUGUAUGAAUGGAAGUCAAUGGAACAAAAAGUCUAGUGUUACCGGCCCUUAACUCUUUCACCGCCAUUGACGAGAUAUCUCGUCAAUGAAGAGAAAACGCUUCCCCGCCAAUGACGAGAUUUUCCGUCUUUCCGCAAUACCGCUAUUAUCCACCAGGUGGUGCCCUUCCACAACUUUUUAAACCCGGAAGUAUUGCCCUAUGGCAAGCGGCUGCAUGUCCGUGUCUGUAUUAAAGAUCGCUCUGAAUGGGAUCUCUAUGAAAAGUCCGUCACAAAAAUGGAAUUAUCUCUGCUUUUUGCUCAAAAUAUGGUGUUUUUGCAGAAACCUACCCAUAUUCAAAAGCUGAUUACAAAAGAACCACUGAAGGUAGGUUGAAACUUUUUUUUGUUUGAAAGCAGAUGGUCUGUUCUUUCAUUAGGUAUAUUGUAUGUUUAUAUAUUUAAAGAAGAACAUUUUUUGGAAGGCAUUAAACUUUGGUGAAAAAAAAACGCUGGCGGUGAAAGAGUUAAUUGUCCUCUCAGUAAAUGAUGAAAGACGGAUAACAUGAACUCCACUGCUUCACUCUCAUUGGUUGUCACUCCUGAAAGUCGCUCGUUGUUUGCAUAAAAUUAUUUUUGCAUAAAGAACUGUUCUCAACUUUGUUACGUAGUUGGACAUGCCCAAUUCCGGUCACAAACGGUCGUUGUCGCUCAUAGCGCCAGAAAUCACCAAGGUUUCAUUGAAAUGAAUGCGAACGCUCUGCAUUUGCUAUAGUCGCUGGCGGUGUGCAUGCAGUCACACUAGACUUUUGCGUUUUAUUCUUUCAUUUUUUGCAUACAAUAAAAAAUUAAGUUUGAUGAACUCUGACCUGCAAAUUCAUAUAAGACAUGGAAACAGUACUACCAGCACAAUCUCAAGGGAACUUGUACGUAUUUUACGAGGUGGCUAAUUCAUAUGUAUUCGCAUUAUAAAAUCUGUAUGUUUUUGUAAGAUCUGCUUUCGCCCCUGUGAUGUUGGGUUAAGGGGUGGGGUUUUAUUACUGUAUUAUUUAUAAAAAAAAAUUGUUUUUGUGCUUUUCACUUAGUAUGAAUUCAUCCAAAUAAGCCACUUCGUAAAACACAAACGAAUUCUCGUGAGAUCGGGUUGGUAGAACAUACAUGUGAAAUGAAAUCUCUCAUAUGUGUGUUGCGAGUUAUUAUAUGGGGGUUCUUUUUGCAGAGUAGUUGUCGAGUUCAAACAUAAACGGGUGAAGAAAUUUUGCUAGAUCUAACACACCUAAACAUGCAUUAUUUAAUCUGGAGUGCAUUUUAGAGCUGAGCACUUCACAUUUUGAACCCCUCACAUAAUGCACACUGGAUUAAUGGCUUGUUCUCAUUUCAGUGAUAUGUCGAUUAUAAUAAAAGGCUCAACGCAUUACAUUGUUAUAGCUGAAUUCAAUGGCACAGAGAGUGAAGUGGCUGCAUUAGAUGUUACAAUGUCAACUUUAUUGAGUGCAGUGACACUGGUAUAUGUUUUGAAAGGAUGGUUUAAAUUUUCAAUCUGUUUAUUACUUUUAUGUAACAGCUCUGUCAUUUGUAUCUACAGUAAGCCUGUCUGCCAGUCCAGUCUGCUGCGUAAUCCACUUCAUGUCUUUCUGGCAGCCAGGCUUAGUUACAUAAGGCAGAUGAAGACAUAGAUCAGAUUCACAGUUGAAGACCCAGUUACUAUAUAAAUAUUAUAUCUGUAUUUGUAAAUAUAGCACACGUAACCAAUGGCCUUAAUGAUACACAUACUGAAGCAUUCCCAAAGUUUUAGCUACUGUAGUCUAUAGUCUAUUAUUUGUAAUAUUAUGUCAUUUUUAAUUAUUGUACAAAUAGGAAUGUGAUUUGUCUUACUACAAUUUUUUUGCAUUUGUUUUUUGGGUCGUUUCCUUCUCUAUGCCCUCUCCACUUGCACUGCCUCUUUAAAAGCACCAAUUCUCUUUGUUGUGUGACUGAGCAUAUACAGUACCUGUGUCUUUGUAAAAUUCUGUUUUAUUGUAUUAUCUAGUGACAAAUAAAUGUUUUGAAGCAUCA